UCAUCAAGCCAUGUGGUGUAAAGGAUAAUUCCAGAAGCAUACUGUCUGCAAGGUGGAAGCUAGCUCGUAUUGUUGGUUUAAUAGACCUAAUUUAGGAGAAAUUAUUGGUACCUGCUUUCUUGGUUCGGUAAUAAUAAAGCAUACUGGUGUUUACAAAUUGAGGAAAAUGUUGAGCAUAGCAAAAACCUUUUCGCAAACCUUCUCUUCAAGCUGUGUUCGAGGUGUACCAUCUUUAGUGAAAAAGGCUUGCUGGAAUCGGUUGCCAGAACAUGUAAUACAGACUGCAUCCAGACGUGAAUAUGCUUCAGAAGCAAUCAAAGGAGCAGUGAUUGGAAUUGACUUGGGGACCACAAAUUCUUGUGUGGCUGUCAUGGAAGGGAAACAAGCAAAGGUGCUUGAAAAUGCAGAAGGUGCAAGGACAACUCCAUCAGUUGUAGCAUUCACAGCUGAAGGGGAGAGACUAGUGGGUAUGCCAGCCAAAAGGCAAGCUGUCACUAAUCCAAACAACACACUCUAUGCAACCAAACGCCUGAUUGGGAGACGCUUUGAUGACCCUGAAGUACAGAAAGAUUUAAAGAAUGUCCCCUAUAAGAUAGUACGUGCCUCCAAUGGAGAUGCCUGGAUAGAGGCACAUGGAAAGCUGUACUCACCUAGCCAGGUUGGGGCCUUUAUUCUGAUGAAGAUGAAAGAGACUGCAGAGAGUUAUUUGGGCCAUAUGGUGAAGAAUGCUGUUGUGACUGUACCAGCCUAUUUUAAUGAUUCUCAGAGACAGGCAACCAAAGAUGCUGGUCAGAUUGCAGGUUUAAAUGUGCUCAGAGUCAUCAAUGAGCCUACAGCAGCAGCUCUGGCAUAUGGACUUGACAAGACUCAGGACAAGGUUAUUGCAGUGUAUGAUCUCGGAGGAGGCACCUUUGACAUAUCGAUUUUAGAGAUCCAGAAAGGAGUUUUUGAAGUGAAAUCUACCAAUGGUGACACAUUCUUAGGUGGUGAAGAUUUUGAUCAGUAUCUGCUAAGGCAUAUAGUGAAAGAGUUCAAGCGAGAGUCAGGUGUGGACCUAACCAAAGACAACAUGGCAUUGCAGAGAUUGAGAGAAGCAGCUGAGAAGGCCAAAUGUGAGCUUUCAUCUUCUCUGCAGACUGACAUCAACCUGCCUUACCUAACAAUGGACAGCUCUGGUCCCAAACACUUGAACAUGAAGCUUACCCGUGCCCAGUUUGAGGGUAUUGUGGGAGAUCUAAUUAGAAGGACUGUGGCCCCAUGUCAGAAGGCCAUGCAAGAUGCUGAUGUUUCUAAGAGUGACAUUGGAGAAGUCCUACUGGUUGGGGGAAUGACUCGCAUGCCGAAGGUUCAGCAAACAGUACAGGAUCUGUUCGGUAGGGCCCCCAGUAAAUCUGUUAACCCAGAUGAAGCAGUGGCUAUUGGGGCUGCCAUCCAAGGUGGUGUAUUGGCUGGAGAUGUGACAGAUGUACUCCUGCUAGAUGUCACUCCCCUCUCUUUGGGAAUUGAGACUCUGGGAGGAGUGUUUACCAAACUUAUAAAUCGGAAUACGACUAUUCCUACCAAAAAAAGCCAGGUGUUUUCUACUGCUGCUGAUGGGCAAACACAAGUAGAAAUUAAAGUUUGCCAAGGUGAGCGUGAAAUGGCAGUGGAUAAUAAACUCCUUGGACAGUUCACAUUGGUUGGCAUCCCUCCUGCUCCCCGUGGAGUCCCGCAGAUUGAAGUUACUUUUGAUAUUGAUGCUAAUGGAAUUGUGCAUGUUUCUGCUAAAGACAAAGGCACUGGACGUGAACAGCAAAUUGUAAUCCAGUCUUCUGGUGGUCUGAGUAAGGAUGACAUUGAGAACAUGAUUAAAAAUGCUGAAAAAUAUGCAGAGGAAGACAGAAAGAGAAAGGACCGUGUUGAGGCUGUUAAUAUGGCUGAAGGCAUUGUCCAUGAUACCGAAUCAAAGAUGGAGGAGUUUAAGGACCAACUACCCACUGAGGAGUGCAAGAAGCUUCAGAAUGAGAUUACUAAAGUGAGAGAUCUACUUUCAAGGAAGGACCUUGAGACUGGUGAAAACAUCAAACAGGCUGCCACAGAUCUACAGCAAGCAUCUCUAAAGCUCUUUGAGAUGGCUUAUAAGAAAAUGGCAUCAGAGAGAGAAGGCAGCACUGGCAGUUCAAGCGGAAUGGAGACAGGAGAGAAAAAGGAAGGACAACAGUAGAGCGUUUAAAGCUGUUUGAUUGAUUAUCCUUUGACUGAAGACUAACAUCUUAGUCUUCAGUUAUUCCUACAUAUUGCGUUAUCACAGUAUCCCAUUUGUUAUUGUAUUUAUCCCAUUUGUUAUUGUACCAUUGCUGAAGUUAGUUUCAUGUGUCCUUUUCAAGUUACAUUGAUCAACUUAUUGUAGUUUUCUGCUACUUGUAUUGUCAGAUUACUGCUUUUGUGGCAUUUGUAUUAAAAAUUGUAAAUUAAAUGUUUCCCCCCUCAGGAUAAAGCAUGAGUGCUUUGCUUUGUGUCGCUCCAUAAGUGAGAUCUCCAAUAGUCGAUACAAUCAACAGUGCUGUGAAGAAUUAUUUGUGCUCGAUUUGUACUGACAGUUAUUUUUUGAUUGCCUCUAUUUGUGCAAUUUGUCACAAAUGUUUUCAGAACCUUAUACAGCAUAGGAGACCGGGAGAACACAAGGAAACAACAUAUGCUUUUUAGGGAUUGUUGUAAAACCCUUUUUCUUCAGUAAAUGAAACAUUGUCACCCUAGUGAAAAGGUAAUUGCCCCUUUAACACUUUUAAAAACUUGAAGGCAGGCUUUCACAUUAAUGUUGAGGAAUUUUGGCCCACAUUUUGCACAUUUUUUAAUCCAACCACAUUAUAGGUCUUUUGACUUCCCAUUCAAAACUUGCCACAGGAUCUUAAUUAGGUCCAAGUUAGGACUUUGACUAGGCCACUGCAAAAUUUAAAUUUUGUUUCUUUAAUUUAUGGGUGUAUUUGAUCAUUGCUGCAUAACCCAGUGGUCACUGACUUUCAAAGUAAUGACUGGAUCUUCAGGAUUUUCUGGUGGACAGUAGAAUUCAUGGUCUUGUAGAGAGGCCCUGAAGCAGCAAAGCAUCCUAACACCAUUACACAAUAUUUGGCUGUUCUUAUGUUUUUGUAGAAUGAUAUUUAU
Messenger RNA from Hemibagrus wyckioides, 3141 nucleotides. It is a transcript of the gene hspa9, whose product is annotated as heat shock protein 9. The transcript has 17 exons. Gene Ontology annotation, molecular function: ATP hydrolysis activity; ATP-dependent protein folding chaperone; misfolded protein binding. NCBI's taxonomy places the organism in Eukaryota, Metazoa, Chordata, Actinopteri, Siluriformes, Bagridae. The record is from RefSeq and is a predicted model, not a curated record. The coding region runs from base 167 to 2203 and encodes 678 amino acids. Gene Ontology annotation, biological process: protein refolding; cellular response to unfolded protein. Gene Ontology annotation, cellular component: cytoplasm; mitochondrion.